Penicillium daleae is the source of this 1812-nucleotide messenger RNA. RefSeq lists its product as uncharacterized. The transcript is spliced from 3 exons. Bases 1 to 1812 code for a protein of 603 amino acids. The record is from RefSeq and is a predicted model, not a curated record. NCBI's taxonomy places the organism in Eukaryota, Fungi, Ascomycota, Eurotiomycetes, Eurotiales, Aspergillaceae.
AUGAGCUGGGAUCGAGUCAUCCAGGACUCCGACGAGGACGAGCCUCUCGGGGAUGAUGGGGUCGAGGCUCCGGAUUCGCUUGGUCCCUACCAUGGCCAUGAGUCCCCAAAGCAACAACUGCAGGACAACUCGGACCACUAUGCCGUGGAGCAACAAGCAAAUUGCCCAAUUGAGCAACCAGCGGUUCAAGAGUCUGAUACCGAACUAGACCUGGGGGUCAAUUUUGAUCAAUUCUUGCAAUCGCAGGACACGUCGCAAUCGGCAGUGACUUUGUCGCAGCAUCGCCGAGAGGAGCGCUGGAUUCCCUCGGCUGUGGACGGCGGGGGUGGCUCAAUUGGGGCAGUGAUGACUGAGAUUGGACACGCACAGCGCCGAUUACUCGACGACGACAUUUCAAGCGCUGGUCAGCUUCUUCCUUCAACAGACACUCCUUACCCAAGUGAGAUCUCCCAGCCCGGCUCGUUCCCUUCAAUCCCGAACUAUCCGUAUCAGCAAGUCAAUGAGGUUGCCAAUGAUAAUUACACGUAUACACUCCCAGUCGUCCAGGAUUCCUAUGAGGCGACGCAACUUGUCGCACCAACGCAUCCGCGUGCCAAUGGCUAUGAAUACAGUACACCCGCAACAUCGAACAAUGUGGACUCACCAUCUGGCGAACACAGCGAGCGGGUGGAUACAAUUUCUACAUCUGUCCAGCUAAACGAUGCUGUUUACGUAAAUCAACCGCACAAGACCUCGCAACGGUCCAGAUCAAUGCAGUCGCAGAUGUGGUCACCGCAUGAUACUCAGCCAUUGUCAUCUGUCGUUUCUCCAGGAUUGAGCAGAUCCAAAAGCGACAAUGUCAGAUCGGGACUUAUGUCACCGCAGCAUUCUGAGGGCAGUGCGAACGACGAACUGGCGCUGCCUAUGGUGCCGAUGAUGACUACGGAUCCUCCCGCUGUAGUAAAGAAGCGCGGUCGUCCGAAGAAACACCCCUUACCGGAAGAUGACGAAGAGGAUGAACCGCUGCGCCUGCGCCUCGGAAUUACUUUGACUCUGAAUGGACGACGUGAUGCUCUUAAGCAUCAGGAAGCAGCCAAGAUGGACGUUAUCGAGAUCAACGAUGAUGCGGAUGAACCUUCAAAAAGUGAGGUCAAACCUCGAAGUACUCCUGGGCUUAUGGUAGUCCUGCCUGUUGCUUUUGACGGUAAAUCCAAGACCAAUGAUGCGAGCGCGUCAACCGAAUCUGGAACAGCUACAAAGCCACCUAAAAAGAAGAAGGUCAAACGAAGCAAAACAGCAUCGGCUGUUCUCGAUAAGCCCAGGGAAGCAGCUAUCGAUGACGACGUCAUAUGGGUAGACUCGAAUCCUCUCCAAGUAGACGACCACAAGUCUACUGAGCAAGCCGAUGAACCUCCAGCUGAGGAACUUCCCGAGCCGAAGAAGCGUGGACGCAAGCGAAAGAAGACCGCCGAGCCGCUCGCUGCAGAAACAGACUCAGUAUCAGAAGAGCCGCAGCAACAGCCGGAUACAGAAACAGCAGCAACACAAAGCGCGCUUACAACCGAAGAAAAUCUACCCUCAAUCCCCGAGCCAUCAAAUGAAAUCGCAGAGCCCACCCCUCCUCCCCAAAAAGAGUCAACGCCCGCCAACGAAUCUCUCCCCCACACGCCACAGCGAGCAGACGGCAAAGAAAACGACCCCACAACAGGAAAAGCCUCACACAAGGGACCAACCAAGCACAGUCCAAUCUUGUCAACGACAAAAGUGCCAUACCGCGUUGGAUUGAGUAAACGAGCUCGCAUUGCGCCGCUUUUGAAGGUAGUCCGGAAAUGA